Molecule: messenger RNA, 3059 nt
Organism: Mauremys reevesii (Reeves's turtle)
Lineage: Eukaryota; Metazoa; Chordata; Testudines; Geoemydidae
Exons: 4
Coding region: 1604-2425 (273 amino acids)
Source: RefSeq, a predicted model, not a curated record
CCCACAUUUUCCCUUUGGGCUGAAACCCAGCAUCAGCAAAAUAAGACUCUGGGGAAUCUUCCUGAGAAAGUUCUGAGAGAAUGAAAAUGUGUUAAGAAUGGAAUGAUCUGAUGUCUCAGGAUCCUAACCCCUUCCCAGUAACCUCCACCUGAUAUUCUCUUUGGUUACAAUUAAGGGUUAAUUACAAACAAGUGUUUAAAAAGGCUGAAGGCCAACAGAGUUUGCAACCUCAAAUCCUGCAACACUAACAAAACUGAUUGGAAAUGAAUGCAAGAGGCCUUGGAGCUUCACUGCAGACAUCCAUGCCCUGAAGGAGGCCAGGUUCCCCUAUAUUCCCCAAACCAAACUCAUGGUGGAGUAAACAAUCCUGCAGAGACACAAUUACAGCAAAUGCCUUGGAAUCAAGAAAUGACUGUACCUUGUAAGGCCAAUGAGGCAUCCUGAGCCAAACCAGGAGGGACAGCGACAGCAACAAAUUUCAGUAACAGGACUCACCGGGAUGUACAGGAACUGACCAAGUGUUCCUGGCCCUGCUGUGGAUUUGAAGAGGUCUUAUUUCCUGCCCUUCCCCGGGAUUGCUACAGAAGGUGCAAGUGCAAAGCCUCCCAGCUGAGCGGAGAACUGAGAAUAAGAAUCCAAAGAGUAACCCAUCCCCGCCGGAGCAAACAUCCUUUCCAAGUGUCAUCUUUAAAACAACACUACACUCCUGGGAUGCAGCUGUCUGGACACUGUGCCAGGAGCUGCAGCAAGUGGGGAGAGAGAAUCAGAGUCUCGGGGAGUGUGUUGAGGACUUGACAAAGAGAGUGUCUGCUAUGGAGUCCAGGCUGGCUGCUCUCAAGCAAGCCCCAGCUGUUGCUGGCCACCCCACAGGCACUCUCUUGAUUCCCAAGGUAGAGGAGAUCCAGAUACCCCUGGCAGAGAUGGAUGAAAUAAGGGCAAUGGAUUGUGGGAGAACUGGAACUGACUUGCCAGCUGGACACCCUGAGGCUGUGGAAUCGGGAGAGGUUCCAUCCACUCCUGAGGGACAGUCCCUGCCCCAUAAUCUUCCUGCAGCAGCCAGCAUCCCUGACAGCUCCCUCCUGUGCAUCUCCCCCGAGGAAGACAGGAGACUGUUUGAGGAGGCCGAAGGCGACAUUGCCAAGUAUGCCCUGGCAGUGUUCAGACACACGAUGCCGCAGGAUUAUUACCAGCAGUGGCGGGGAAAGGCCAAUGUGUCUGGCACACACCAGAAAGCCGCCCUGUCACCCAAUCUGGUGAACGCAGCGUUCAAAGGGGCAAAGAGAUGGAAGCCAAAGCUGGCAGGUAAAGACUAUAGUAACAUCAAAAUCCAAAUCAACAACCUCAUGCGAUCCCGGAAGAGCAGAAGCCUGGUUGAGUCUACAGGGCAGAUGUAACAGCACAGCUCCUCCUAGUACCUGGACUUUGGAUCCUUCCUAUAGAAGAGUUAAGAAAACCCUGGGAAUCUCUCCAAGGGGAACUGUGCCUGAGGUACCAGUCACUCCGAGUUGUGCAGCUCUCAUGAGUUUGCUCUUGGGCAGGCCACAAUUUUAUCCCACUUACAACAUGGAGGGGACAAGCAGUGCUGCCAAAAGACAUUUACCACAUGUUGGUGAGACCUUCACUCUGCAUGUUGCAAAGAAUUAUUGCUGAGAGUGGAGCCCCCCAGAAGGAUUUGCCCAGGAUGGGGGAAUCACCACCUGCAGGCAUCUUUUUCAAACCGUCGCUGCCACGUGGGAACACAACUGUCUGCUUACUGACCCAGGCGCUGCAGGAAGUGAUAAGAGAGAAUCAGAGUCUAGGUGAGCGUGUCCAGGAUUUGACAAAGAAAGUGUCCACAAUGGAGUCCAGACUGGCUGGUCUCGUGCAAGCCCCAUUCCCAGAUGUGACUGGCCACUCCACAGGCACUCUCCUGCUUCCCAAGGUGGGAGAGAUCCAGAUACCCCUGGCAGAGAUGGAUGAAAUGAGGGUAAUGGAUUGUGGGAGAACUGGAACUGACUUGCCAGCUGGACACACUGAGGCUGUGGAAUCAGGAGAGGUUCCAUCUACCCCUGAGGGACAGUCCCUGCCCCAUAACCCUCCUGCAGCAGCCAGCAUCCCUGACAGCUCCCUCCUGCGCAUCUCCCCCCAGGAGGACAGGAGACUGUUUGAGGAGGCUGAAGGUGACAUUGCCAAGUAUGCCCUGGCAGUGUUCAGACACACGAUGCCGCAGGAUUAUUACCAGCAGUGGCGGGGAAAGGCCAAUGUGUCUGGCACACACCAGAAAGCUGCCCUGUCACCCAAUCUGGUGAAUGCAGCGUUCAAAGCAGCAAAGAGGUGGAAACCAAAGCUGGCAGGUAAAGACUAUAGUAACAUCAAAAUCCAAAUCAACAGCCUCAUGCGAUCCCGGAAGAGCAGAAGCCUGGCUGUGUCUACAGGGCAGAUGUAACAGCACAGCUCCCCCAGUACCCGAGCUUUGGAUCCUUCCUAUAGAAGAGUAAAGGAAAUCCCAGGAAACCAGUCAGCACUGGGAAUCUCCCCAUGGCUCCAAUGGGAACAGUGCCUGAGUUAUGACAUCAGGAACAGGCAGUCAGUGUGGUACAAAUCCCAUGUGUUUGGUCUUUGGGAGGCCACAGAUUUAUCACAAUUGACCACUCCAUGUUGUAACUGGAACAGUGCUGCCAAAAGAUAUUUUCCAAGUACUGAUAAGACCUUCAUGCCAGCGGUGAUGAGCAUUACAUACAUGUCUCAAUAGAUUAGAUGGUUGAAGGGUUUUUUUGCAUGUUAAUGUCGGAUACCUUCUUGGUGCAGGUAAAAAUUACUAGGAAUCAGGUCUACAGAUCUCGUAGUACUGUUAUUGGUGUGCUGAGAGAAAUAUAAUCGUACUUUGGUAAUAAGGGCAUGAAACAAAAAAACAAUGAUCCUAACAAAAGGCUGGAGAGACCACAAAAUGAGUCCAAUGAAUGUGACUAGAGCAAGUUCUGCAGGCGAGAUCACUGUGCCACUGUCUCAUUCCUUCUGGCUUUAUGAUAAAGUCCUUGUUGAAACUAUUCUUCAAUAAAAGUGCAAACUGCUUUCAAGCA